This is a messenger RNA of Ceratitis capitata (Mediterranean fruit fly), 1892 nucleotides long. RefSeq lists its product as uncharacterized. NCBI's taxonomy places the organism in Eukaryota, Metazoa, Arthropoda, Insecta, Diptera, Tephritidae. Bases 237 to 1793 code for a protein of 518 amino acids. The transcript is spliced from 2 exons. The record is from RefSeq and is a predicted model, not a curated record.
AGUUGGCGGAAUCAGUUUGUCAAUUGGACACUUACGAGGCGGAAGAGCGAGCAAUCGAAGCAGUAACGCGCGGUGAAUAAUUAAAACUCUUUUUUUUUUCGUUUUCAAAAAGCGCUGUAAAGUAGUGUUACGAAAGAGAUUCAGUGUUUAUUGUUUCAUUUUGUUUUGUUUUGUUUUGUUUAUUCGCUUCAUCAUUUGAUAGUGCCGUUGAUUUAUUUGUAAACAUCACCGCAAGUAUGCUGGAUAGCGAAGUAAAGCAAAAUGUUGUUGUUGCUAAAAAUGCUGACACAAUACUGAAACAAGAAAGUGUAGACGCACUUUCACCGCAAGUUUUGGAAGCUUAUCGUAAGAUUGCGGCACGCAAUGCCAUCAUCGAUUUCGAAUUAACCGUACAGCCGAUAGGCGGUAAAGGUGAAAAUUCAUAUGGCUCGGUUUUGAAAGUGUGCUUAACACCCACACAGACAAGCUCAGGGCAGUCGAGCGCUACGCCGCUCCACACCAUAUUGAAGAUGGCGCCCACAAGUCAAGCGCGGCGCAUACAUAUGCGCGUCAAGGAUGUGUAUGCGCGUGAGGUAUUUAUGUACGCAGAAGUGUUCAGUGAAUUCGAGGCGUUGAGUGUGCUGCUCAAUAAUAAUAAUAACAACAAUAACAAUAACAAAGUGGAUGCCAGUGCGUACCAAAUGCACUUCAAUGUCACGCCUCAAAUGCUCCACUCAUCCUUGGCGGACGACACUGAAUUUAUAAUUUUUGAAGAUUUAACCACCGCCGGGUAUACCAUCAACUCGCGCGUUAACUUGCCCACCUAUGAUCUGGUGGUGUGCGCAUUCCGUGCCAUAGCACAGUUGCAUGCAAUGUCAUUUGUACUGCAGGCGCGUCAACCACAACGCUUUGCCGCGCUCGUCACCCAAAUGGAUGAUAAUCUCUUUACCGCCGAUAUGGAGGUGGUGUCGAUAGAGUUUGGCAAGAAAUCUGUGCGGCGCACGCGUCAAAUGUUCGAGUCGGAUUUAAAGGCUGGCGAUGUGGAUACGCCACAAAUAAAAGAGGUGUUGGAGGCGCAGUAUAAAAUAGAGGCUAAUUUUCAUGAGAUUUGCUUGGAUGCUGUUAAUGGUGCGGCAAACGCGCCGUAUGCGGUCAUAUGUCAUGGCGAUUUUUGGAAUAACAAUAUACUCUACGAAUUUGAUCCCAUCAGCAAUACCGCCAUCAAGGCCAAGCUGAUUGACUUUCAAAUUUCGCGCUACUCAGCGCCAGUCUUGGAUUUGGUACACUACCUCUACGCCUGCACAGAGAAGCCGCUACGCGAUGCGCAUUUUGAUGAAUUCAUGCAAAUCUACUAUGACACGCUGACAGAUUGCAUACGCGAUUAUGACUUGGAUCCGAAAGUACUUUACCCAGAGGCGGUAUUCCGGCAGCAAUUACGGCAAUUUGGCGUUUACGGUUAUUGUAUGUCGGCAUUUGCAGUGCCAUUUUUCGUAUCGAACGCAAGUGAAUUACCCGAUUUGGAUAAAGUAUCGGAAGCGAUACAAGAGCUCACCUCGUCCUCAUCGUCCUCGGAUAGUUCAGAUACGGAUGAGGUAAAUGAGGAAGACGCAGGUAAAGCGCAUAGGAUGAAGGCAGGGAAAACGCAUGUUAACACUACAACAACAGUCUCAACGAAAAGUCAAAAUGCCACAGAUUUUGUCGAUGAAUUAGACAUAUUAACCGAACGUACUUUGCCCAUAUUUAAAAGACGUAUGAUUGGUAAUGUUUUAGAUUUACAAAAAUACAAUAUGAUUGAGGCAAUAUUAAAAUAUUAGAGAGAAAGGAAGAGUGAGAGAGAGUGAAGGAAUGAGAUAGUAAGAAAUAAUUAGUUGAGGAGAGAGGCAGUGUGAUAGUUAGACAGACAGACAGAGCAG